Molecule: messenger RNA, 1977 nt
Organism: Pyrenophora tritici-repentis Pt-1C-BFP
Lineage: Eukaryota; Fungi; Ascomycota; Dothideomycetes; Pleosporales; Pleosporaceae
Product: MhpC, hydrolase or acyltransferase (alpha-beta hydrolase superfamily)
Molecular function (GO): hydrolase activity
Source: RefSeq, a predicted model, not a curated record
GUCAAACUCGUUGGAACAGUGCUUUCGUUCUGUUUGUGGCAAGAGAUAGCUAAGUCGGUGUUGGAUGCGUAAGUAACUUACUGUGCAAACCAAUCUUUCUCUGCAUAGACGAACCGAGGCGACACACGACACAACAUCGCGGAGUCAGACUGGUUUCUGCCCCGCGUGUGACUCUGGCACGACGCACGACACACUCGCAGAACUCUCCUAAUGCCAGGCACCAUGAGUAGCUUGGCCUGGAGCGGCUUCAAGCUGGCUUUUGGAUUAGUCAGCUUAUUCGGGGCAUGGAUAAUGGCUGUGAUUAAGAACGGUGCGCUUUGGGCCAAGGACACAGAGGAAGAGAAGAAAGAGCUGGCUGCCGCGCAAGAGAGGUUUUGGAGUCUGGAUCGUGAGCCUCUACCGGGAUUCAAGCACGCCUUCUUCGGGACAAGCAGUGGCGCGAGACUGCAUUAUGUAGUUAACGCACAAGAGGGAGCAGAGGCAAAGAAUCUGGUGAUUUUCAUCCAUGGCUUUCCCGACUCGUACCUCAUCUGGAGACACCUUCUUCAAUCUACUUCAUUUCAGGACACUACUCUCGUCGCGAUCGAUCUGCCUGGCUAUGGUGGUUCGGACAGUCUGCCUGCGUACGGCCCAAAUGAAAUGCUGGGAGCGUUGACCGAGCUCAUCAUCGACGUACGGGAGAAAUAUCUACAAGAAGGGAAAAAGGCCGUCAUUGCCACGCACGACUGGGGUGCGGUUAUCGGCGCAAGGCUUGCCUCCGAGGCUCAUGUUCUGGCCGAUCACUGGAUCAUCACAGGCGGUGUCAUUCCUAGUCUUCAGGCUUCCAAUGCAAAGAACAGGAUAUUGUUGGCAAAGCAAAUGCUACGGACUUGGCUUCGCUCACCAUUGAACACACGACUGUUGAAGAACGGCUUGCAUGCGCUGGGCCCUGUAGCUGGCCAAUUCCGCCGGUCUUUCUACAUCUUCGUCUUCCAUCUGCCAUGGCCCUUGAGCAACGUAUUUGCAACAUUCGGUAACUACUGGUUCCUCCGCGUUCUCCACAGUUAUGGCAAAGGGUCUGCGAGUAAGCCCAAGAACUUCACGGCCCUGAACCCUGUAGAAGCUGCAGAAGCAAUGGCAAUCUCUACUGGACCUGCAAUGGCACAAUUGAACGCUCCGGACAACACAAAAGAGCGAUAUGGCGAGUCUGUCAAGGCAAGAGUGGGAGAUAAAGGCAUGUCGGAGAAGAUCCGCAUCUACCGUGAAGAUCUCUUCUCGGCAAAAUGGGAAAAGUCACUCGAGGUCACUGUUGCACUAUACAACAUCUCCACCAGCUCUGCCGCUGCAAGAUCUUCAGGUACAUUGUCUAAUACCGCGCCGCAAGGUGCUCUCAAAGCCCCCGCUACACUCUUCAUGGGACAGUAUGAGCCGGCAUUUGACCAGAGGCUGUCACUCGAUAACGCGCGCGACUACCUUGUAAAGGGUAGUCAGGUUGUUAUUGUCAAGGGAGCGGGUCACUGGCUGCAGAUUGAGCAAGUGGGGCGGCGCGCUUUGGAGAAGACGAUACGGUGGGCUUUACGGGAUGGAGGAGGGAACGAGAUGAUACCCUUUGAGGCAAUGAGUGAUGUUCGCGUUCUUGAGACUUUGUAGGAUGGUUCAAUGGUGAUUGAGUACUGUACUCAGGGAGGUGUGUAUUGAACUUCGUGGCAGGAGGGCACGCCAAUAGCACAUAAAGGCGAUUCAAGUUAAGGUCAGCUUCACCGACGUGUGCGAUUGUUCGAAGUCAAUCAAACAGGUACUUACAGAGCUAGCAACAAAGUCAAGGGGUUAAGGGAGGAGUGGAACAGCUCUUGGGUCAACUGCAAGAAUGUGGUUUAGAAUACCUCUGUACCAUGAAGAGUUUUACAGUGGCAAAGAUGCAGGCAAAGAUACAUCAGGGCAUGCGGACGGCCGAGUCUUUUAUAACACCUGCAUCAAUAGAACAUUUCACUUGGCAAA